AUGGCUGGACCAUCUAGAAACACAGUCUUCUGGUCGCUCUUCGUCUGGGCACUCGUGCUCGUCGUCGCCCCGUUCGCCCUCCAGGGUGUGAGCGCUGACGACACCGAUUCCUAUGGCACCGUCAUCGGCAUCGAUCUCGGAACUACAUACUCCUGCGUCGGCGUCAUGAAGGGCGGUCGCGUCGAGAUCCUCGCAAACGACCAGGGCAACCGUAUUACUCCUUCCUACGUCGCCUUCACCGCCGAAGAGCGUCUCGUUGGUGACGCCGCUAAGAACCAGGCCGCCGCCAACCCCACAAACACAAUCUUCGAUAUCAAGCGCCUCAUCGGCCGCAACUUCAACGACAAGGACGUCCAGGCUGAUAUCAAGACCUUCCCCUUCCCCGUCAAGAACAAGGACUCCAAGCCCGUCGUCCAGGUCAAGGUCGGCGACGAGGAGAAGACCUUCACUCCCGAAGAAAUCUCCGGCAUGAUCCUCGGAAAGAUGAAGGAGAUUGCCGAGUCCUACCUCGGAAAGAAGGUCACCCACGCCGUCGUCACCGUCCCCGCCUACUUCAACGACGCCCAGCGCCAGGCUACCAAGGACGCCGGCACCAUCUCCGGUCUCAACGUCCUCCGUAUCGUCAACGAGCCCACCGCCGCCGCUAUCGCCUACGGUCUCAACAAGGGCGACGGCGAGCGCCAGAUCAUCGUCUACGAUCUCGGUGGAGGUACCUUCGAUGUCUCCCUUCUCUCGAUCGAGUCUGGUGUCUUUGAGGUCAUGGCCACCGCCGGUGACACCCAUCUCGGUGGUGAGGAUUUCGACAACCGCGUCAUCAAGUACUUCACCAAGCUCUACAACAAGAAGCACAACGUCGACAUCACCGACAACCUCAAGACUCUCGGUAAGCUCAAGCGCGAGGUCGAGAAGGCCAAGCGCACUCUUUCCUCGCAGAUGUCGACCCGCAUCGAGAUCGAGGCUUUCUACGACGGCGAGGACUUUUCCGAGACCCUGACCCGCGCCAAGUUCGAGGAGCUCAACUACGACCUCUUCAAGAAGACCCUCAAGCCUGUCGAGCAGGUUCUCAAGGACGCCGGCUUGAAGAAGACCGAGAUCGACGACAUCGUCCUCGUCGGUGGAUCGACCCGUAUCCCCAAGGUCCAGCAGCUUCUCGAGGAGUACUUUGACGGCAAGAAGGCGUCCAAGGGUAUCAACCCCGACGAGGCCGUUGCCUACGGUGCUGCCGUCCAGGGUGGUAUUCUCUCUGGCGAGGAAGGUGUCGAGGACAUUGUCUUGCUCGACGUCAACCCGCUCACGCUCGGAAUCGAGACCACCGGCGGCGUCAUGACCAAGCUCAUCCCGCGCAACACCGCCAUCCCGACCCGCAAGUCGCAGAUCUUCUCGACCGCGGCCGACAACCAGCCCACUGUCUUGAUCCAGGUCUACGAGGGUGAGCGUACCAUGUGCAAGGACAACAACCGUCUCGGCAAGUUCGAGCUCAACGGCAUCCCGCCUGCUCCCCGCGGCGUUCCCCAGAUCGAAGUCACUUUCGAGCUCGACGCCAACGGAAUCCUCAAGGUCUCUGCGACCGACAAGGGAACCGGCAAGUCCGAGUCCAUCACCAUCACCAACGACAAGGGCCGUUUGACGCAGGAGGAGAUCGACCGUAUGGUCGAGGAGGCCGAGAUGUACGCCGAGCAGGACGCCGAGCUUCGUCAAAAGAUCGAGGCCCGCAACACGCUCGAGAACUACGCGGCCUCGCUGCGCAACCAGGUCAACGACGAGUCCGAGACCGGUCUCGGCUCGAAGAUCGACGAGGCCGACAAGGAAACCAUCAUGGAUGCCGUCAAGGAGGUCCUCGACUGGAUCGACGACAACGCGGCUACCGCCACCAAGGAGGAGUACGACGAGCAGCGCGACAAGCUGAGUCAAGUCGCGUACCCGAUCACUCAGAAGCUCUACGGUGACGCUGGCGCUCCUGGUGGUUUUGAUGAGGACGACUUUGAGAUGCCUGAUCAUGACGAGUUGUAA
Molecule: messenger RNA, 2010 nt
Organism: Myxozyma melibiosi
Lineage: Eukaryota; Fungi; Ascomycota; Lipomycetes; Lipomycetales; Lipomycetaceae
Product: dnaK-type molecular chaperone BiP
Exons: 3
Coding region: 1-2010 (669 amino acids)
Biological process (GO): endoplasmic reticulum unfolded protein response
Cellular component (GO): endoplasmic reticulum lumen; endoplasmic reticulum chaperone complex; membrane
Molecular function (GO): ATP-dependent protein folding chaperone; ATP binding
Source: RefSeq, a predicted model, not a curated record